Messenger RNA from Entelurus aequoreus (snake pipefish), 2229 nucleotides. Its product is annotated as RNA-binding protein 4B-like. The record is from RefSeq and is a predicted model, not a curated record. Gene Ontology annotation, cellular component: nuclear speck. The coding region runs from base 160 to 1203 and encodes 347 amino acids. Gene Ontology annotation, molecular function: mRNA binding. NCBI's taxonomy places the organism in Eukaryota, Metazoa, Chordata, Actinopteri, Syngnathiformes, Syngnathidae. The transcript is spliced from 4 exons. Gene Ontology annotation, biological process: mRNA splicing, via spliceosome.
ACAUUCAUCUGCCAAUAAGAUUCAUACUUCUGAUGUAAACGUCAGUGUCCGCCAUUGUGGUGCGGCUUCCAUUUCCCUCAGAUUCGCCUCGUCGUCGGUGCGCGCUGUCGAAGCAACUGGAAAUUUCGGUGGGUUUUAGGUCAAAAGUGCAAAGCAACAAUGGUGAAGAUAUUUAUCGGAAACCUGGCUGAGGAGACUAGCAGGGAUGAAAUUGAAGCCCUCUUUACUCCGUACGGGAAAUUGAUGGAAUGUGCCAAGUACAAAAACUAUGCCUUUGUUCACAUGGAUGACCGCAAGGCAGCGACCAAAGCCAUCCGUGAGCUCCAUCUCCGUAAACUCAACGGCAGGCCCAUGAAUGUGGAGCCCAGCAGAGGGAACAGCCAGGGUCCGGUCAAGCUUCACAUCUCCAAUGUAGAAAGGGGCUUCGAGAAGGAGUUACAAGCGCUCUUUGAAGAGUAUGGCACCGUGUCAGAGUGUGCCAUUGUGAAGAAUUUUGCAUUUAUUCACAUGACCAAUUCUGAUGAGGCCAUGGAUGCCAUUAAAGGUCUGGAUAACACAUUGUUUCAAGGAAAUUAUAUCCAUGUUCAACUGUCAAGAAGCAAACCUGCAUGGGCUCAAGAGGAGGAGGACUAUCCACCGCCACCACCGCCACCUAGCAGAGGAGGCUAUUACCCUCCUCCUCCUCGCUUUCAUCCAGAGCCUCCCUAUGGCGAACGCAUGUCUGCUUACCCACCUCCACCUCCCCCACCACAACCUCCUAGACGACCCAUGUAUCCAGACCGUAGUUAUGGCGAGCGAGAAGGCUAUAGGGUGGUGGAUUACUAUGAGAAAUUCAGAGCCCGCCCUUAUGGCGACCCAGGUUAUGAAGACAGGCGCUCUGGCGCCAUCCCUCCCCCACCGCCGCCACCUUCAGGAAUGGGUAGGGAGCGUGUUGCAAUGAGCUCCCACGAUCCGUAUGACCGGCGGCCUCUUCCCCCUCCUGCUAUGCCCUACAUGACCCGGGACCGCAGCCCCAUCCGACGAGCCCCGCCUCCUCCAGCUCCCCCCGCUCCGGUGGCCGGCAACGGGUACCCUUAUGAGCGCACCCGUUUCACCCCGCAGACAAAACCUCAGGGAUAUGCACCCCCUUACGCCAGGCCCAGCUAUGUGCAAGGCGGUCACCCUCCGCAACCCAACUAUGGCGCCUACCAGGCCCAUGGUUAAAACAAAGGUUUAGAAUAUGAUGAACGCCGUCUGCUGAUGCGCAUGGUGCUAUACGCUCCCCCCUUGUGUAUGGUGGAUUGCGUUGCGUUCGCCGGAGACUAACAGGAAGAUACUGUAUUGCGGACGGUGCCGUUCUUAAAAACAAAACCUGCGAUUCUUUGUUGCAUUUACGUAUAUCUCUGAGCUGUCAAUGCUUUUUCUGUUCUUCUGUUUUUCACUUUUCAAAUUCGUGGAUUGUUGGGUUUCUUCAGUGCUUAGUUUAGCAAGUGUGGCACGCUACUUUUACCUCUUAAAUGUUGGUAGAAAGACAUGAUUCAAAUUGAAAUACAUCCAGUCUUUGUGAACAGAAAUAUUGUAGCUAUUGUGUAGACUAACUGAUUUUUAUUUUUUACCCAUAAAAAAAUUACGUUUAAAAAAAAAAAAAGACUUCAGCCAAUGUGUCUAUUUAACUUGUGUCGCUAAGACAGACAUAAAAAUCGAAGAUCUCUUUUCCGACCUGUACGCCUGUAAAGUCAAAAUUAUAGAAUUGAUUUCCCCUCCCUUCUUUACUUUGUUAGUCUUUCUCAGUUUAUACAGCAAAGUUAUGUAUGCUUUCAUUUACAAGUUGCUCCCCAUUCCCCCAUUUUAAGUUUUUAAUAAACAGAUGAAACACAAAACGAAAGUUUUUAACUGUCAAGUCAUUGCUCAACCCGAGAUCUUUAAUCGCAGCGUGAAGAUGCUUUUGCGAUCUGUCAUCAGUUUGAAGCUCGACACAGGGUAGGUUUGUACAGCCUGAACGUUGCGAAAUGUCAUUUGUUUUUUGUCAAUUGAAAUUUUGUCCUACGCUUAUUAAAUUCCCUAGUUGGACGUUAAAGAAAAUAAGCUUGCGAUUUUAAGAGUCGCUUGAUAUGCUCCCUGUCAUUGCGAAUAUUAAUGUAUAGUUUUUAAGUAGGAACAAUUAUACAAAUUUUGCACCUGGUCAGCCUUUUCUUUCUAUAAUGAUUAAUAGAUGUCACCUUUGUGUCUGUUCUAAUUUGUGCAAUGUCU